AUGGACAGCAGAAGUUUCCCAAAUCCAUAUCCAGAAUACAGUGGAGAUGCAUCAUCUGCCUUCACAGCUACUGGGCAGCUGACGCCUGAUUUUAAAAAUCAAUUGAACAAUAAAAUCAGAGAGCUUCUACAACAAAUGGAACAUGGUUUGAAAUCUGCAGAUCCGAGAGACUUCACGGUGUACACAGGCUGGUCAGGAAUCUCCUUACUGUAUCUUCACCUCUCUGAGGUGUAUGGGGAUCCAUCAUACUUGCAGAAAGCACAGGAAUAUGCCACCAAAAGCUUACGUUGCUUGAACAAACGAGAUGUCACUUUUCCUUUGUGGAGAUGCUGGACCUAGCGCAGUGGCAUCUGUUAUUUUCCAUAAACUGGGAUCUGCUCAGGAGGCAGAUGAUUGUGUGAACAGAGUACUGCAGAUGCAUCCAACUGUGAUGAAGCUGGACUCCCAGCUACCAGAUGAACUCGUGUAUGGCCGUAUGGGCUACCUUUAUGCAUUGUUGUUUAUCAACAAGCAUUUUGGGGACGGAAAGAUACCUGUCCAGUAUAUCCAACAGGUUUGUGACAUUGUGAUAAAAUCUGGAGAAAACAUGGCAGCUCACAAACAAAUACAGAAUCAGAGCCCCUUAAUGUAUGAAUGGUACGGAGAACACUAUGUGGGAGCAGCCCAUGGCCUGGCAGGAAUUUACUACUACUUAAUGCAGGCUAUGUGUAAUGUAAGCAGCGAAAAGGUGCAGAGCCUUGUCCAUCCCAGUGUAGACUACGUCAACCAGCUGAAGUUCCCAUCUGGAAACUAUCCUUCGUGCAUUGGAGACAAGAGAGAUCUGCUAGUACACUGGUGCCAUGGUGCCCCUGGUGUUAUUUAUAUGUUAAUUCAAGCAUAUAAGAUUUUCAAAGAUGAGCGGUACUUGUCAGCUGCAGACCAGUGCACUGAUAUCUCCUGGCAUCGAGGCUUAUUGAAGAAGGGUUACGGGAUAUGCCAUGGAGCAGCUGGGAAUGCUUAUUGUUUCCUUGCAAUGUACAACCUGACACAUGAUCUGAAGUAUUUAUACAGAGCAUGCAAGUUUGCAGAAUGGUGUUUGGAUUAUGGUAAACAUGGCUGCAGGACUCCAGACACCCCAUUUUCACUAUUUGAAGGGAUGGCUGGCACAAUUUAUUUUCUAGCAGACUUGCUGGAUCCGACAAAAGCCAAGUUUCCUGCAUUUGAGAUAUAA
Molecule: messenger RNA, 1210 nt
Organism: Staurois parvus
Lineage: Eukaryota; Metazoa; Chordata; Amphibia; Anura; Ranidae
Source: the annotation of a GenBank genome assembly